Ambispora gerdemannii is the source of this 1734-nucleotide messenger RNA. Lineage: Eukaryota; Fungi; Glomeromycota; Glomeromycetes; Archaeosporales; Ambisporaceae. The record is from the annotation of a GenBank genome assembly.
AUGAAAUAUUUUCAUGUUUACUUGACGUGUCUAAUAGUGUUACUUUUCGUGCACGGAACUGUAUCUACCCUCCGCCAUCGAUAUUCGUUUUUUUUCGAUACAGAUAUUGCUAACAAGAAAUCAGAAGAAAAUAAUAGCGGUACGGAGACUUUCUCAUAUUGGAAAAAUGACACAGUUCGUGUUAAAGAUUUCUCCGGUGUUUAUGAAUGGAAACUUAUUGUGCCUAUUAACGAAUUCUUAAAGACACUUGUAGAAUCAAGAAUCUUGUCAUCCCAAGCUAUAAUUGAAGAACCUGGUUUCUGGCAAAAAGAAUGGACGGCGCGUAUUCAAAUCGCUUCUGAGAAUCUUGUUCAGGUGCCACCAUAUUUUAUUACUCCAUUGCCUGGUCUGCAUGUGGGAAUAUCAGUCGAAAAAGAACAAAUAGUAUCAUCAUUUGACCCGGUUAGGAAUUCGAAGAAAAGCUGGGAAUUUGUAAAUCAGCAAAAUAUGGUCGAUAUUUGUAAGUUUCUGGAUGCAAUAUUUGGAAUAUUUGCCUGUGAUCACAACGAGCAAUAUAAAAAGUUAAAGUACGACACAAUAGAUAUUACGAAAUCGAUUCCUAUAAGCAAUGGUGGCGAAUCUAACGCGUACUUACAUGGUGUCGAUGACGAGCAUCAAUCGCCUCCUUCCUUGUUUGAUUUUGUAAUAAAAUAUGACGAAAAGCUGAAUGCACCAAUAGUUGAUUUAAGAAUUGUCUGGUGGUGUCGUGAUCGCGACAUUGAGAUAUCCAAGAAUCGUAAUCUUCGUGAUCUUAACAACGAAAGAGUAGAGAUCGGUCUUUUCGAACCACCAAUCGGUGAAGAUACGUUUUUCGGUUUGAGAACGGUGAUUGGACAAGGCCAAAAUAAGAUAUUACCUACAAUGGUUACCAUUCAAUCAAAAAGUUUACAUUCAGAUACAUUUGAGUUUUAUUCUCACAUAACACCACCACAAAGUUUUCAUCCUAAAUUUCACACUUUUACUACAACGCCCAACAAACAAUCAACUAAAUCAUCUUCAUGCCAAAAUUAUAUAAUUCACAUAUUACCAGAAUAUUUAUUCGUUGAUCCCUAUCAAGUUCAAGAGAUCUUUGAAAAGGAUCAGAUCGGAAUUUGGGGUGAAACGGAUUUAGAAAAGCCAGUUGGGACAGUUGGAUUAAAGUGUGGAAGUAUAAUUUCAAUUAAAGAAAGGGAGAAAGAUGUGUUACGAGAAGAUGAUAAUGAGGAAAAAGAGACAUCAUUAGGAGUAACGGUAGUUGAAUCCAAGUUACCUAUUCAUGUGCGGUAUCAACAACCGGUGGGUCCCGGGAUAUUUGAAAGUCGCAGUCAUAUACCCGCUUUCACGGCAUGGCCAAUGGUAGUGCAAUUGUGUCACGGCAAAAACAAUUCAGAAGAAAAUAGCUUCAAAGAAUCACCAUUCGAAUCAACACCACUGCCAAUAUCAUUAAUUUUCCCAAAAAAUGACACCACGAAACUAAAAUAUUUUCUGCCUGUCGCAUUAUCACAAGAUUCACCAAGAUAUCCUUGGUCUUCAUCGUCACGAUGGUAUUGGCCUAUUGAACGACUGAAUAUACCGGUAGGCCAAUUGCAACAGUUGAGUAUUGUAAAAUGGUGGUCACUGUUAGCCUCUACUUUAGGUUUUGUGUGUAUUGUGUGGGUAACAUUGCAGAAAUUUUUUGAUUGGGAUUACUUUUUCGAUAAGAAUAAAAUGGAAUAA